AUGAAAAUUCUCCUAUUCUUUCUUUUAUUCUCUUCAAUAUUUUCUCUCAAAGUGCUCCAAGUGACCGAUUUUCAUCUCGAUAUAGACUAUUCAAUCAAUGGAGAUCCCAAAGCAAUGUGUCAUCAGGCGAAGAAAACACGAGAUUCCGACGCGAAUCAACUCGGAACUUUCGGCGAUUAUAUGUGUGAUGCACCUGAGUUGCUCGUGAACUAUGUGGUCUCUGAGGCGCAACGAUUGGUGCCAAAUCCGGAUUUAAUCCUUUGGACCGGGGACAACACACCGCACAUCGAGGGAUACGAUAUGGAUUAUGUUUUAAAUGGGAUCACGAAAACGACGAAACUUUUAUUUACCGCCUUUCCAAAUGUGCCGAUUUUGCCGACUUUUGGCAAUCAUGACUACUCGCCGUCAAAUGAUUUUGUUGAGGAGAGCUCUUUAUAUAAAAAGACCUACGACACGUUGUGGUCGGAGAAAGUUGGCGCUGAGAAUCGGGAUCGUUUCCUAAAGGGUGGCUACUAUCAAUACCGUAUCCCGAAAACGAAACAGCUUGUCUUGGUGCUGAAUACGAAUCUCUACUAUGUCUACAAUCAAGCGGCCGGAAAUUUCUCGAAUCCCUUCGAUCCGGCUGAACAAUUCAACUACAUGGAGGCCGCGUUGUCGGCUGCAAAAUCGUGCACAAGUAUGCGGAAGAAUCAGCGCUUUGGAGACGCCGAUUGUGCGAACAUCGUGCACAUCGUGGCUCAUAUUGGACCCGGGGCUUUUGAAAGAACUCCAAACAUUACAUGGAUGACUCCCUAUUACAACAAUCAAUUUUUGGCAAUUCUCGAGAAAUAUUCGUCGAAUGUCGGCUGGAUGAUUUUUGGCCAUCAUCACACUGACACUUUUCAUGUAGUGAGGGAUUACACCGGUGCACCAUUUAACGUCGCUUGGAUGGCCCCGGCGGUCACUCCGUGGUUCUCAACACUGGAUGGAGCCGGAUCAAACAAUCCGACUUUCAGAGUCUACCAAACCGAUGACAAUACGGGAGAAAUCUUGGAUUUCACGACAUACUCACUUGAUUUGGAAAAACUGAACGCAAAUGGGAAUGAGUCGGCAAAAGUCGAGUACUCGAUGAAAGAUGCGUAUUCACUACAAUCCCUUCACCCGCAAAGCAUCUCCGAUUUGGUGGAUCAAUUCGAGAAAAGCGAUGAGCUUUUCUUGAAGUACAUCACCUACAACUCAGCUGGAUGGGGAGUAAAGCUGCCCGAGGGAAAGUUUAAACAAGCCCAACUUUGCUCAUUGCGUUUUGCCGACUAUGAACGAUACUUUCGCUGUAUGGAAACUGAUCAAUCGACCAUCACCACGACAACGAAAACAUACUUCACAACCAAACAAUGGACAUACGCUUUUCUUUUGUUUUUUAUAUCAACCACUCUUUGCCAGUAUUCUGAUGAUUUUGGGAGGAAUACCGUUUGGCCGCUAGCCGUUGCGACAUUUGAUAAAAACCCGCAAAUUUGCAUCAAGAGUGGACUUCCCGAUGGACAGUUAAGAAGAAAACUCGAAAUGAAAUGCGAUCUUGUGAACGAAACGUGUUCCGGGUACACUGCUUUUUCCCAAGCCAGCAAAGUGAUCGUUUUGGCUUUCAGAGGCUCUGAAGGGACGGAAGUACCAAUGGAGGUGUUGAGUGUUCUCUUCGAGAAACAGGCUCAAUUUCCUGGCGGAGGCUUGGUGGCCGAGUUCUUUUACCGAGCCUUUUUGGGCAUUUGGAAUGCCGGGAUGAAAGACGAUUUCUUGACUCUUCGACAACAAUUUCCCGAUUAUCAAGUUUGGAUCACCGGACAUUCUUUGGGUGCAGCGAUGGCCACUCUUGCUGCCGGUUUCAUCACCCAAAAUGGAUAUGUCUCGGGAACUGAGAUAAAAUUGAUCACUUAUGGAGAGCCGAGAAAUGGAGACGCAACUUAUGCUUCAAGGAUCAAUGAUAUGCUUCCCUUUGCUUAUCGAGUUGUUCAUGACAAUGACAUUGUGCCGCAAAUUCCACUCGACUUGGAAAACUAUGAACAUCAUAGGACAGAGAUCUGGUACCCAAAUGCGAUGGCCGUCGGCGAUCCGUUUGUCGUUUGUCGCGGGAAUGAGGAUCGCAACUGCUCAGCCGGACUGCCUUUGUUGAAAUGGAACACCGGCGCUCACACGCUCUAUUUCAAUAUUGACAUUGGGAAAUACCAAAGAAAUGGGUGUAUUUAUUCG
This is a messenger RNA of Mesorhabditis belari, 2220 nucleotides long. Lineage: Eukaryota; Metazoa; Nematoda; Chromadorea; Rhabditida; Rhabditidae. The record is from the annotation of a GenBank genome assembly.